CAGUAGGCUCAGAAAGCCAGCAUUGCUGCAUAUACCAUGUGUGGUAUGUUUUAUUGCUCCAAAAUGUGAGCGUUCCGAUAUGUUGAAGUAAAUCAUGCCUUUGUAUGUUUUUGUUUAUUACGACUUUUGUCAAAUGCGGCACUUUUUUUCUUGCACUAGAUAUUUGUUGUAUUUUAAAUGACUGCAACUGUUACUGUGCUAAAGUUUAAUAUCAAAUUUACUAUAUAUUCCGUAUUCUAUAUUCAAGAUUCCAUAUUCAACACAUUUUACAUAUUCAUUUCAUGUUGUUUCAAAGGAUUACAUCUACCCCUGUGUGCCCUCGCUCUCCACUUCAAUACACUGUCAACAGACACUAGCUGACAUUAGAAAUAUGUUGUGGAAGGUGUCAUCAUUAACGAGGGUUUUCUGAAUGUUACAUGUUACGAGACAUGAACAUCAGAGAAGCUUUCAGGAUCGCUGUGCACUCCACGAUAUUUAUGACAAAAAUGAAAUUAAAUAAAUAAAUACAAAAUAAAGAAGACAACAAGGAUGAGUUCCUGGAUUCACAAUGAGCUACAUUUUUCUGAUUGUAUGUCUAGUAUAACUUUUCUUCAAAAUAAUCUUCAACAUACUUUUUCUUAAGACAGUUUAAGAGGAACUAUCCCACAAAGCAUCUGUAUACAUGACACCCACCCCUUUACCCUCUCUGAAAAAAUGUCCAUUCAUCCUUCAAACUCGUGCCUCCAUCAGGCUGGCCAGACAAGGAAAAACUACAUAAGAUAAACAUGUAGGAAGAUUUGUGUUAAUAACAAUGAUAGUAAUUGUUAUUAUUGAGCAGUUACAAUAACAUCUCAUAAUACUAAUAUGCAACAUUCACCAAUGUAUAAUAUUAUGUAAUAACAAAUGAGAUUCAGAAGAUUCAAAAUGUUAGAGCCUACAUUUCCCACAAUGCAACUCAAUAUUAUUUGGCAUUAGAGCUCCAUGUCCGGGUUUGUUUUGCAGCCUUUCAGUCACAUUUUGUAGUCUUCAAGCUCAAGUUGACAUCAUCAAGGCUGUUUUCAUAAAACUCCCUUCAGAACUACAGAAAGAAAUAAUGCAGCUGUUUUUACAGUAACACACCAUAAUGAGUGAAGUAAAUGUAUAAAAAUCUACAGUGUGCCCCUUUAAAUACAAAUGUAUGAUUUUCCUCAAGGUCCUUUACCGUUAUGUUUUAUAUUAAUCAAGUCUAAUUAAGUGGCUAACAGUGGAACCGGGGCCUUGAGGAUCCGGGGGCCAUGGGGCCAUUGCCCGACUUUGCUUAGUCGGUAAUUCAACCUUGGAUAUUCCCUUAUGCAUAUUAAAUUACAUCACCACAAAGCAGUUGACACACACAAAAGCUCUGGGAUUUCAGGGUCCCUGGAGUCCUGGGGGCCCUGAGGCAAGUAGCCAGUUUGAAUUGUAGCCUUGGGCUCAUGGUUCUAGUAGAGUCAUUAACUUAAAAGGAUGAUAGUGAUCUGCUCUCAGUGAGGCUUUCAUCUGAUGAGCUAAAUAAAAGGAAGAAGUCUGGCCAUGAAACAGUCCUCUUCCGCGCCUUGCUCGUGUCGCUGCGUGCACAGGGGGGCAGUGUUUGGUCGGUAAUUGCCUCUUUCAUGUAGAGCAGGCUGCUGCUGAUUGGUCGCCUGUGUGUGAAACAUCUGUAUCCAUAGUUCCAGUUGCUCGUCGUGUCUCCGGCCAGAAAGACGAGUUGCUGCUCAGAGCUCAGAGCCCGGAGAGAGUUAACACAGCAACUGUAGCUUUAUUAGCACACUUCUGCACAGACAUUUCAACAACAACAUGUAUCUUUGUGUCGAAUUCAGGCCUGCAUGUCAAAUAUGUGUGACGUAUUUCAUAUUCCCAGAGGCGGGAGAGGAAAAGUUGUGUGGCCCCCGGAGGGAGGCUAACGAAUGAGUGUCAAACAGAGUGUCCACAGGCCGGCUACAAACACAGUUAUGUCACAGGCGACAGGCUUGUUGUCGACGAACAAACAGAUAAAUGAGUUGCUGCUUUUUUUCAAGUAGCCCUGAGGAGGACGCGCGUGAAGCCCAUCCCACACUACGUUUCCCUAAAUCCACUGCGCCUGCUGCUGUGCACGCGGGAGGCGUUUGGCGCUGGAUUUGCCGGCCGGCACCCCCCCGCUCCUCUCCGCUCCUCUCCUCCCACCUCCUACAUUUACACUGAGCUCCAGGUACGCUGGUGUCUCUCCGUGGCAGCACCGCGGCAGACACAAAGGAACUCGCCUCACUUUUUCUUUUUUUUUCUUUCUUUCUAUUUUUAAGGUGACCGACUUCCAUCCUCGCUCCGCCCGCCCGCUGGCCAGCCUGUGUCGGCUGUAGGCAACGUGAAAAAGCCCUCCUCGCUCUCUCCGUGUGGAUAUCCAGCGGCGGCUGCUGCUGCGUGUGUUUGACUGCGAGGAGCGAGCGGCACCGGGGCUGAAAUGGACUAUUGAUAAGUUUCUAAUCAGAUUGAUGAUCGUUGCGUCAGCGGAGGCGGCGGCGGCGGUGUUGGUGGUGGUGGGGGAAAGACUGAGCUGCCAGAUUGGCCGCGAGCGAGCCGAUCUCUUAAUGGACUGCUGAAUUGUUAAAUGACACAGAGAUGAAUGUUGUGAUUUCUCUGCCGUGAUACGAGAUAGCUUAUCUGGAGCCGCAGCAGGAGCAGCAGGAGCAGCCUGCCUGACGCUUUUAUGCAUAGCCUUUGCAGGGUCAAGAUGCAGUUUCGGACUGUGCUGGACGUGAAAGUCGUGGACGUGGAGAAGAGGCGCAGUCCGUCUAAACACUACGUAUAUCUCAUCAAUGUCACCUACUCCGACAACACCUCCCACAUCAUCUACAGAAGAUACAGCAAAUUCUUUGACCUACAGAUGCAGAUACUUGAUAAGUUCCCAAUUGAGGGAGGGCAGAAAGACCCAAAGAAGAGGAUCAUCCCGUUUCUCCCAGGCAAAAUCCUGUUCCGGAGGAGUCAUGUGCGAGACGUGGCCAUGAAGCGGCUGCGUUUCAUCGACGACUACUGCAGGGCGCUGGUGCGACUCCCUCCUCAGAUUUCUCAGAGUGAGGAGGUGCUGCGCUUCUUUGAGACAAAAGCUGAGGACAUCAACCCCCCCGUGGAGGACUAUGGCUCCAAGCGCAAGUCAGUAUGGAUGUACGGCUUUACAGACAGCCCGAGGAAAGAGGCCUCAGGGAUUGACAGCUCGGAGCCCAUGGUGCUGGAGCAGUACGUGGCCGUGGCCAACUACGAGAGGCAGGAGAACUCUGAGAUCAGCCUCAAAGCUGGCGAGACGGUAGAUGUGAUCGAGAAGAGCGAAAGCGGCUGGUGGUUUGUCAGCACAGCAGAGGAGCAGGGCUGGGUGCCAGCCACAUACCUGGACUCCCAGAAUGUAACCAGAGACGAUUUGGAUCUGGGUACUUCGAGGACUGGAGAAGUCACUAAGAGACGCAAGGCACAUCUGAAGAGGCUCGACCGCCGCUGGACCCUCGGGGGUAUAGUCAACCGCCAGCAGAGCAGAGAGGAGAAAUAUGUGACGAUACAGCCGUACACCAGUCAAGGAAAGGAUGAAGUCAGCUUUGAGAAAGGGGUCACCGUGGAGGUCAUCCAAAAGAACCUGGAGGGCUGGUGGUUCAUCAGAUACUUAGGCAAAGAGGGCUGGGCUCCUGCGUCCUACUUGAAAAAAGUGAAAGAGGACUUCUCCCCUCGUAAGAAGACCCUCACAGGCCCAGUGGAGAUCAUCGGCAACAUCAUGGAGAUCAGCAACCUCCUGCAAAAGAAGUCCGUCAGCGAAAAGGACAUCCAGACCGACGGAGAGAGCAGCACCGCACCGGAACGCCACAUAUCCAAGAGCGAGAUCAGCCUGCCCAUGCCCUACAACUCUGAGAUCAAUGCAGAGACGGGUAGGAGGCUGAGCGCAGGCCGCGACACCAACAGUCCGUGUCUGGGAAUAGCAGCGGCGAGCGCUGCCCAUAAUGAAAAUAAAGCGAGAGGCGAGCCCGGGUCCCCAGCUGUUGCGAGAGUGGCACCACAUCGAGUGGAAAUUGGGUUUGAUGCUAUAGGGUCUCCGAAUCUGAGACAAAAACCUCCCCCGAGAAGAGAAGCCAACUUGGGAUUCCAGUUACCCAAGCCUCCAGAGCCCCCUGCUGUGGAAGCAGAAUAUUACACGAUAGCAGAUUUCCAGUCCUCAAUCUCUGAUGGCAUCAGUUUCCGUGGAGGACAAAAGGCUGAUGUGAUAGAGAAGAACCCUGGAGGUUGGUGGUAUGUGCAGAUUGGAGAGAUGGAGGGCUGGGCCCCCUGCUCCUACAUUGACAAGCGAAAGAAGCCCAACCUCAGCCGUCGAACCAGCACUCUGACCCGCCCCAAAGUUCCACCCCCAGCUCCUCCUGUCAAAAAACAAGAAUCUGAGGAGGCUCCUCCUUCUGCUAACCCCUCCUCUAAAGUCUCAGAGCCGCCAAGCAGACCUGUGUAUGAGGAACCUGAAUAUGAUGUACCUGCAAUUGGCUGCGAAGGGGAGUCGGACACCGAUUCCUUGAGGGAUGAGCGCAACCUGGAUGUGAAGAUCAGCAGUGCGGUCAGCGACAAGUAUCGCAACUCCCCACCUUCCUGCAAGGCCUCUCCUCCCGUCUGCAAAGCAUCCCCUGUGUUCACUCAUCGAAGAUCUUCCUUCAGGUCUGUAGAGGAGGUUGCAAAAGAGGAGUGUAUCUAUGAGAAUGACGGCUUCAGGCGAAGCAGUGGCAUAGAAGGAACUUCAGUCAAAGGUUCCAGUGAGCCGAAUUCCCCAAGGAGCUACCAUUCCUCCACAGUCCCACGCAAACCCUCUGGGUCUUCACCUUUGGCUGGUAGACCCAUGAAGACCAUGACACCAGAGAUGAACCGGAGGAGUCAGACCCUGGGCAGACACAUAGAUAUCAGCUUCAGGUCACAGGACAACAGCCCCCACUCUUCCUCAGAUGAACUGAGCAGAGGCCCCAAGAAAGCCACUUCCUUUAGCCGCGAUGUGGAGCAGAGAAUAGGCCAGAGCCCCUCGACCAGGCCCAAGCCUUCUGUCAGACCCAAACCACUCCUGACCAAAUCUGAGCCACAGAGUCCUGAGAGGAUGGAUAUCAGCUCUCUGAGACGGCAGCUGAGGCCUACAAGUCAGUUUCGACAUGGUCUCAAACCUACUCGCGGGGAUGACUCUGAAACAGCAUCUGUAAUCUCAUCAGAAGACUCCAUGUGUUCACGCAGUACUUCGGAUCUCUCUUCUGUUUACUCCAAAGGGAGCCGUGGUGAUUCAGACGUGGAAGGCCCCAAUCUCUACCGCUCCCUGGACGCCUAUAAGAAGGUCCAGGACUCUGAGAUCAGCUUUCCAGCCGGGGUGGAGGUUGAUGUUCUGGAGAAACAGGAGAGUGGUUGGUGGUACAUCCGUUGGGGAUCAGAGGAGGGCUGGGCUCCAUCGUACUACCUGGAACCUGUCAGACAAGUGGGCGAUGCAGGUGGGUUGGAAUCAGAUGGACAUGGGAGUGGUGGGAGUAAGUCCAACAGCCUGGAGAAAAACGAGCAGCACGUUUUGGCCCUCAAUAACAUCAAUAUUCAGGGUCUGAGCCAGCAGCAUCAAGGCAUGAGGAGGAACACUCCGCCAAUUCCUUCGAAGCCUCCUGGUGGCUUCUCGAAGCCUUCUGGAAUUGUUAAUGGAGGUGUUCGGAUGAGGAACGGGGUACGUCAGGUGGCCGUUAGGCCUCAGUCUGUAUUUGUAACCACAACACAGCCAGCCAAGGAUGGGCACUACAUGACAGGGUCACUAAGACGAAAUGACUCACUUGGCAGAAGUGAUCACUAUGGUUCUGGUUCUGCUACUCUUGGUGUACGCCGAAACGCCUCCUUCAGCACCGUGCGGCCACACGUAGUUGUCGAAAGUCAGACGAGGCCCGCCGAGCACUCCAGCCUGGGGUCCUCGGGGAGCUCGUUCAGCACAAGCAACGUCCAGGAGGCCCUUAGCAGAGCUAACCAACGCAACGGCAUCCCUGUGUCCACAGUCCGACCCAAGCCCAUAGAAAAGAGUCAACUGAUCCACAAUAACCUUGGCAGGGAUGUGUAUGUGUCCAUUGCAGACUAUCGUGGCGAUGAGGAAACUAUGGGUUUCACUGAGGGCACUUGUCUGGAGGUUCUGGAGAGAAACCCCAAUGGAUGGUGGUACUGCCAGGUGCAGGACAGCCUGCUUCCUCGCAAGGGCUGGGUCCCCUCCAACUACCUAGAGCGGAAAAAAUAAAACCAACCCCACAUCCUUCCCCUUCCCCUUCCCUCCACAUCCCCCCGUUUGAUGUCUUCAAGGACGUGGGUGGCAUCAAUUCUUUGCGAAUGUUUCCCGCAAUCUCCCCUAAGCAAUAUGCCCACGAAAAUGUACAUUUAUGAAAAGACUGUGUGUAAAAAGAAAGAUGUUUUAAUCCGAUAAGGAAGGACACUUUUAGUGCUGGUUUACUAAAAUGUAUUCAGAGGAGUGUAAAGAUUUUAAAUAAUUUGGCUGGGAAUGAGAGACAGAAACACGAGAUUGGUCACCCUUGAGCAAAGAAAUCUGAGGAGGACAGUGUCUUUGAGAAAUAAAAUGGUAUGAAUGGGAGUGAUAACUCUCUUUUCAUCAUGUAACACAGAAGUUGAGCAGGGUAAUGGCUAUGCUUAUUCCUGCCCAUCACUGAUUAUGAUGGCCGAUAAGUGCCUUUUGUAUUUGUUCACCUGAAUAGAGGUCCUAAAUGGUGGAUAGCAAAACAUGAAAUCAACCAAAUCUUUUAAGAGUGCCAUAGGCCUAUGAACACCACCAAUUACCAAUACCAAGAGUAUUUCCAUAACCAAUUAAGAGCUCCACUAUAAAGUGCAAACAAAGCAAAGUUUCAAACUUAAGUGCUCUAAUUGGUCCAACACAGAUUAAAGAAAGAAAAACAGAUUUAAGGAACUCAAGUCACCAGAGAAUGAAUUUGUUUUAAGUCAUCAAGCAAACUAAAACAACAUUUUAAUCUCAGUAUUUUUUAUUUAGUUUCAUUGUCCAUGUUAUCAUGUCUUGUAUUGAUGCAAAUCUUCCUUAGAGAAUUAUUUCUGCUUUCUUGUGACAUCUGUUUUCCACCAAGAGCCUUGAAUUGAAUUGGGAAAGUUAAAGCUCCUGCCUCAUGUCCCAUACCAUCGGACAGCUGCAAAAUAACACACAGUAGGUGCUUAGGUUUGAUAAAUUGGCAUAGUUUUGUCAUAGAUCCCCAAGCUCCAGAAAAAAAUCUGUUAAUAAUUAUGUUUUCAAUCCUGGGUGUAAUUAUCUGGGACAACAAAUGUAUUAAAAAAAACCUGUGAAACUUGAAAAUAAGUUGGAUAUUUUAGUUUCCUGGAAAAUAAAAACAACAUUUUGUAACUUGAGAGCUCUCCAGAACCAAAACCACCUCCUAUCUGAGUAGCUAUUAACCUCAAAAGAUGAAAAUUAGUUGGGUUUACUGUAGUUCCAGGAACAAUUGAUUUUGUACAUAUUUUGUUUUGUAGACAUGUAAUAAUACCGCAGUGGCGGAGAUGUACUGAACACGUACUGGAAAUGCAGUGAUAUAAUUAAAUCCCAGGGACAUAUUUGCACAGCAUUCAGCCCAAAAUGUGAUCAAACCAAAGAGCUGUUUUUGUGAUUUUACUAUUUAUUUAUGGUACAUAUAAUACAGUGUAUUCAACACAAUGCCUAAAACUGAAAAAAAUGUUUUUUUCUAUCAGUACCUGGAAGCACUUGAUACAUUUUCUCAAAAUUAUAGAUCUAUGAAACAAGAAGUAAACAAGCAAAUUGUAAUAUUAGAUAUUGCUGUGCAGUAUGGACGGUGACGUUAAAUAUAGAAACACUUGUUUCAAAGUUUUUUUUCUCUCUCUAAAAUAAUAGUAUAGGUUUCAGAUCACGCAAGUAAGACUUCGUAAUCACUUAAAAAUAGGAAUUUAGAAAUAUUUUCUCCCAAUGCAGAAGUGGAAUCUGAGAAACUCUGAGCUAACUUUCAAAAUUCAGAUGGCUGAUGUUCAAGACUGCUGAAAUACAUUUUCUAACGAUCGGUGUGAACUCUCUGAACGAGGCUGAACACUUAACUUUUCAUUAUGUUUCUGCUGGACAGUAUCAUAGUAUUAAACAAAGUACAGUACCUGCUAGAUUGCAGUUAUUCUAUUUUAGCAAAAAAAAAAAACAAAAAAAACAUUUCUUUAUUGUUUGUUCAUUUGUUACUCUGUGAUCACACGCUGACAAUAAUGAGGAACGAAGUGGUUCUGUUUGUGAAUUAGUGCACUUUAAACCUGCUUUUAUGGUGCAUUAAUGUAAAGAUGCAGAAAAUACUCAGCAUAUUAUUUAUUGAAAACAUGUUUGUAAUUAUUUAAUUUCUUCUUUUUUUUUUUACUCACGUCAGAUGUGAGAUGGAGCUCUCACGAGUCCUCUUUAUGACAGUGAACAGGCCAGUUUUUUCAGUAGAAUUGGAGAAACAGAGACCUCUUGUGGCAGGUUAAAGCACUACAGCAUGAUUUCUAUGCCAUCCACAAGGCUUUACCAGCUGUCCUACCUCAGUGCAAUAAGCAAUGCACUGCCGGUCAGUGAGUCUCACCAAGAAUUGUACAGAAACAUUUUUUUUUUCUUUUCUCAGUGCAGCUAAAAUUAUUUUUGUAGCUCAUCUUCUGUAUUGGGCAGUAAUUUAUUUUUUUUUAAUUCUAAAGAAAGAUCCUUUUCUUUUUUUUCUCCAUGCUGUGUGCUGCAACUUUAGCAAACCACGGGCACUUCCUUCAUCUUUAUUGUGCUUUACAUAAUGCCGGAUUUUAUGUGUAUUUAUUAUGAAUAAUUUUAUCACAGUUUGACAAUCACCUUAUCCCCCCCAUUCAAAAAUAUUACUGCAUAGCAUUGUCACACAAAUUGGAAUUCACUCACCUGAAUAUGCAAAAGAAAUGUGUCGUCCUUUAGUUGACAAUGUGAGUGAGCAAUUCAUAAAUAAAAAUAAAAAAUACAUCAGGACGUAUAAAUAAUGGAUAAUAAAGGAUAAAGGAUGUUGAUAUUCGCUGUCAGGCAUCAAGGAUUCUUCCCAUCCAGACGAAGGCAUUAUGUAAAUGUGUUGAAUCACUUUAAACAUUUGGCUCCAGCACAUUAUUAUUAUUAUUAUUAUUAUUAUUAUUAUUAUUAUUGUUGCAUAUCGCUUUGUUUGAUUGAGCUGAAUUUACUUGGCUGUAAUAGCAAGGGAAUCGUUGUGUCGGGCAUAGGUUUAGCUGUGUAGCAUCUAUCUUCACUCAUGCUUUUUUCUUGAUUUCUCUUUGUUUCUCUCUUCUUCUUUUUUUUUAAUCAAAUUCUGAAAAUAUACCGGUGAGGAAAUGUGCAAUAGAAGCACAUCAUGCUUCAACAAGAGGACAAAUAUAGCAGAUGGAAGAAAACAAAACAAACGACAAAACGUGAACAAUUUGGUCACAUCUGUUUGGAGUGGAUGUUCCCAAUCAAACUGCCAGUCAUGAGCUUUUACCGUCAUUUCAAGUGUAUCAUUUGAAGUCUGUCUCAAAGAGCAGAUGUUGAGAGGCCCUGAAAGCGUCUGUUAAACUCAUUGGACCAAAGCAUUCACAUGUGACAUCUCAUUAUUGUCCCGACGUGACAGACUUUUAUUAAUACCUAACCUCUGCUCCUCCUGCCCUGGAUCAGCAGUGGACAGUGAUUUGUGAAUGGCAUGGCAGAAAACCCGCUGACCCAUUCUGUAUUGACAUUACAGCCAUCCGGGGCCUCAGUGGCCCCUGCUCUGAGCUGUCACGUUCGUGCCUGAAUGGAAUUUUGAUAGUUUUUGUGUUGUUGUUGCUUCCUUUUCUUUCUUUUUUUUCUUUUGUUUUCUCUCUGGAGUGUGUCCUCUCUGCACCUAUGCGGAUGCCUCUUUUGACAUUUGUCCCACUGUUGUCAAACCAAGCCAGACUUUUUUUUUUUUCCCCCUUCACCAAUCGCAGUGGCGGAAGGUGAUAUUUGGAGUUAUCUGCAGUGACGGAGAAAGAGACGUCUCAGCGGUAAACAAGAGAGCGGGGAGAUGAACGCUCUUUCGGGCCAUUUCAGUUUAAUCAGUCAACUUCCAGGAUGUACGCCAAAAAUAGAAAAAAACUUUAUUUUUCUCGUCGCUGAGCCAGGCAGAUCUUAUCCAUGUGUUACAGGUGAAGACGUCAUUGUGCUAAAGACUUGCUGGGUGUACAGACACAGUUCUCUGUAUUGUCAGGGGGACUCGUGUCCAUAAAUGCUUUUGUUGGUGUAGUUUGUAGUUAAACUCAAUGUUAAAGGAGUUGUUUGACAUUUUGGGAGAUAUCCUUACCAAGAGAAUAUCGAUACCAAUCUCAUGACGUUCAGACGUUGUUUAAAAAAUGUGUUUUGCUUACCGUUACCUCGCUCAGACGUUUGAGCUUCUGCAGAGUUUGGUAUGAGGAAGCUGUUUCCACAUUUGACAAACUUCUCUGUGCUCACCUUUAAUGUAGGUUUGAACAAGUAAUGAAACUAGUUUGUUGAUAAAACAUAUCACACAAAUUAGUAUAUUUCUAUGUUUUAAAACACAAGGGGAUCUUAAAAUAUGAAGCCAAAGAUGGGGAGAUAGUUAGCUUAGCUUAGCUUAGCUUAGCUUAGCAUCAAGACUGGAUUUUUGAUCACUCCAAAACAUAUCUGACAAGUUAUCACUCCAACCAGAGUUUUUAUGUCUGUAAGGAAUCUUUAAAUAUGAAGCUAGCCAGAAGACGCCUUGCUUUGCUUUGCUUUGCUUAGCUUAGCUUAGCUUAGCAUAAAGACUAGCAGCAGAAGGAAACAGUCCCCAGGUUUUAAAGUUCUGCCAGCACAUCUAAAGUUCACAACUUUACUGACUCGUUUCCACUUUUUAUGCUAAGCUAAGCUAACUAUCUCCUGGCUCCAGCUGUGUAUUCAGUGUUCAGACAUGUGAGUGGUAUCAGUUGAGUUUAUUUUCCAAAGUGUCAAACUAUUCCAGGCUUAUUUUCCAGUCAUGGCCUGCCAGUCCAGCCUGUGUCAGCCACACUGCUCUUAAACCUGCGUGCAUCCGUGCAGCAGGAUGGAAAUGGAGUUGUCGGAGGAAACAUUUGUGUAUUCCACCUGUAUGACUGAGCUUGUGCGCACAUGCCAACACACACACACACACAUACACACACACGUACACAGUGAUGAUGAGGAAUCAUUCAUGCCAGAGGCAAAUAUAUGAGUUUCCUAACAUAUUUCCCGGAGGUCAGCCGGGUGAGACAGCUGUUUCACUUCUCGCUCUCUUUUUAUUUUAACAAAUGGACGGCAUCUCUCAGGCGUGAAGCACCUUCAGCGCUGUAAUGCCAUUGUGUAUUCCUCCCAGCUAUACUUCCUUUCUGCUCCCCGAGUCCUUUUCCUUCCCUCGCCACGUAUUUCCAUCUCUGCCUUCCUCGACACAGCCAAGCAGUCUAUUCCCGGCGAGAUGAUUGAGAUAUCUAUAGGAGGGUUUACAGGGGGGGUAGAGGCUGAGGGGGGUUGUUUGUGUGCAUGUGUGCGUGUGUGUUUUUUUUUCUUUUUGCAUGAUGAGAUGGAUUGUUUGCAGGUGCACUCAGCAGAAGAGAAUUUGGAGGUCAAGGAGGAGAUUUGAGGGAGCAGGAUGUAGGGGGGACACGAGAUGGAUCAGAUGGUGGAUUCUAGGAGACAAGGUGAGAGCGAGGUGAGAGGAGCCGUGCUUUGAUAGGAAGGAGAUGAAAGGCUAGUGGGCACUGUUUCCACUCUAAAAACUCAAAUGAAAAGCAGUUCCUUCCAGCAUGGAGCCCGUUUUACCCACCUUCUCAAAAGAAAAAAAAAAACCUGGCCCUAAUGAGCUCUCUGCUUCCAACCUGAGCUGUGAAGUCUCAUUACUCCAAACAAUGUUUUAAUUGCAGCACUUGACGGUUUUUUGGGGUUUUUUUGAAGCUUGAAAAAAAAGAAACUGCAAGUCAGUGAGAGACAAAUGAGUUCAGCACAGCACAGCAGCUCUUCUCCUCUCAGCCUCGCUCUCUCCGUCCAUACAAGAACUUUUCAAACUGAUCCCACGUCUGAUUUCAGCUUCUUUUACAGUCAGCGUCUUCAGAUCUGUUGUAGCCCUGAGGGGGUGUGUGAGUGGAGUUGGAGCUGGGUGUUGGGGAAGAAAAAAAAGUUUUUUUGGAAUAAGGCUUCAAAUGGAGGAUUGUCUCCCUGUCUCUUUUUUUUUAUUCCUUUGCGUUUUUGGUUGAGGAGAAAAUAAUGGUUGUAAAAGUGCAGAGCAGGAUUUGAAGGGUUUAUUCUCUAAUGAAACAAGCUUUAAUGCAUAAUGGAAAUAAAUCCUAAAAAAAAAAAAAAAAAA
Messenger RNA from Larimichthys crocea (large yellow croaker), 12275 nucleotides. It is a transcript of the gene sh3pxd2aa, whose product is annotated as SH3 and PX domains 2Aa. The transcript is spliced from 16 exons. Bases 2678 to 6226 code for a protein of 1182 amino acids. The record is from RefSeq and is a predicted model, not a curated record. Gene Ontology annotation, molecular function: superoxide-generating NADPH oxidase activator activity; protein binding; phosphatidylinositol binding. Gene Ontology annotation, cellular component: cytoplasm. Gene Ontology annotation, biological process: superoxide anion generation. Lineage: Eukaryota; Metazoa; Chordata; Actinopteri; Sciaenidae.